AUGUCAUCCUUCGGGGACCGCGUACCAGAUUCGCUGCACCCACAGGACGACGCCCGCAUCAUCCUCGACCCUGUUGUAAGGAAGGUUGUGGCCUUACCUGUCUCUCCCGAAACAAGAGAACGUGAACGGAAACACCAAGACCCUAUACGCAAAGAUCAGAGUAGGCAAAAUCCGACCGCAAGUAACGAGAAGGAGGUCGCUACAACUCUUCGAGAUGACGAUACUACAGUCAUACGUCAGCAGCUCCAGGGCCUGUUCGAGCAAGUCAAAGCCCUCCAGGCCGCAUUAGAAACAAAGAUUGCGCUGGGACAGCUGCCGUCUUCGUCCCCCAGGGAACAGGACAUACCGAUUGCGGCACCUGUCAUACCCCGGAACGAUGGACACUCCUCCACCCCGAUACAGUCGUUACUAGGACAUGCUUCGAUGAGCGGCGACCCGGUUUUUUCCCGUCAUUCUGGUACCUCCUAUCCGAAGACCCUGUCUCGCACACUUGAGUAUAGCCAGAAAGCCCUCCGUAAGUCGGUCUACACAUUAGGCAGUGUGGCUACAGAGCUAGAAACAGCACGCUCUCUAGCAGUGGCCCCAGCUGCCCGAUAUGCUCGUGACUGCAUACGCGUAUUGGAUGAAGACGCAGCAAUCGAGGGUGACUUUGAGCUUAAGCAGGCUCUGAGAGCGUCAUACAGGAACUGGAACUUGCUCCACGCGGAACAAAAACGCUCUGAUCGCGUGAGUGGGCGACCGGAUCUACUCUUGAAGCUACAAGUCAGCGACAUAAAAGCAACGUCAUCCAAGAUUGGCAGUAAUGUAAAAGAAUUGAAGAAAGAGCUUGCUCGUAUGUCACCAACCACACCAAGAGCGCCGAAACCAGUUCUUCCGUCGGUGGAAGAGUAUCGCCAGCAAGCUCACGAUCAUGCCGAAAAUGUGAAGAAAUUCCCAAGAGGCACUGAGCUAAAAAGCUCAGAGAAGAAGAUUGACGGCGAGAGGUUGACGCGAAGAAUCCAUACACAGUCACGCCUAAUGAAGUCAUCAGACGAAUUGAGCAUCAAUAUUGAAGAUGGUCGCGGAAGGACUACAACGAUCGAGCAAUCUAAGGGGACAGAAACCGAAAAUCCGCCGCCUUUACAGCAGAAGCCAGAAAUUAGUCCAACCACUACUGCCAAUCUGUCACCCAAACCAAGACCGGGUACCGCUGAAAUGAGUGAGCAAUCGCUCCUUGAAGAACUCUUCCCAGAGGCAAGCACUACUCUGCAACCUCGUCAGCCCGAGCAAAGCGACAGGUAUCCCAAGCUUAACCUCCCGGACUCAACGCCCAUCAUUCGUCGGGAAGUAUACGAACCUACUCCGUCACUCAAAGAGCAAGUGGUCAAUUCGUUGCGCAAGCAGGGGGAACAAAUUACUGUUCUUCAACUCACGAACUGUAGCACCGAGCUGACUGAAGCCGAUUUCCGUCGCAUCAUACCAAAGAGCCAGCACAUUGAGGGUUGGCAUCGAGAUGGCGACCUUUAUAAGAUUGUGCCUGGCCGUGACCCGCUGAGUCUAGAGCGACUGCCCUUCUAUUACUUACUUUUCAAGAACGCAGAGGCCGCCCUCGCGUAUCAGAAGAAUGCUUCGAGAUUGCACAAGCUGAGCGCUCUCCACCAGCCCGCGAGUAUCUUUUCCGCCAUCCCACCCCCUAGAGGGUUCCUCGAAGAGGGUGAAGAUAUCACAGCUGCCAUCUCAGCCUACAAUCUUCUGCCGGCACAUCACCCCAUGAGUCUCAAUGUUCUCAUGCAGCCCUACAACCCCGUACUGCGUGCGUUGGUGGAGAGAGGCGGCUACCAACCCAUCGCACCCUCGGUUGAUGAGAAGGGAAACACCGUAUGGAGGGUGCUCAUGCAUAUCGAAGGCUACGAGCCUAGCACUUCGGACCUGUUCAAAAUCUUCUCUCGUGAUGCCUACAAACAUGGCAUGACUCUUCCCUUGCGCAACGAGUCGCAAACUUCAAUUCACCGUCUUCGCGAUGUGAUUAAUCUGAAGACGUCGUCCAAGGCCGUCUCGUCGAAUCGUCCUCGCGCAUACGGCACCUUUGAUCAGCCAGCAAAUCCAGAGUUGGAGACGACGUACGAUGACCCGGCGAUUCAGAGCAUGCUAUCUGGUGCAAACGAAGACAGCCCCAGCCAAACGAAUCAGCUAGUCAUGAACCGCGUAUACAACCGAUGGGUCCUGGAUUUUGAAGACGAAGAUACUGCUCACAGAUGGAGUGUGAGGUGGCAUCGCAGAGUACUGCCUGAAUUGAGCCAUACCAGGGGCGCGUGGAAAGACAGCGAAGAGGCGAGGAUUUGCAACACUGAACUGUUGUGGUGA
Molecule: messenger RNA, 2343 nt
Organism: Alternaria ventricosa
Lineage: Eukaryota; Fungi; Ascomycota; Dothideomycetes; Pleosporales; Pleosporaceae
Exons: 2
Coding region: 1-2343 (780 amino acids)
Source: RefSeq, a predicted model, not a curated record